AUGGCGUACUACCCCGACUGGGCUGGCGACGGUUUCCCUCCUGAGAAGAUCGACUUUGGCCGGUUUGACUGGAUCGAUUUCGCGUUCGCGCUUCCGGCUGAGGAUAUGUCACUUACUUGGGACGACUCGGAUAGUGCACCGACGCUGCUUGAUCGUCUUGUGGAGCAUGCGCAUACGGCGGGGAAGAAGGUCAAGCUUAGUAUCGGAGGAUGGACGGGGAGCAAGUACUUCUCGCCCUCUGUGUCGACUCCUGAGAACCGGCAGACGUUCGCGAGCAACAUCGCCGCCCUCUACGCGAAGCACAACGUCGACGGACUCGACUUCGACUGGGAGUACCCUUCCCAGCACGGUGCGGACGGCAACAUCGUCUCGCCCUCGGACACUGCCAACUUCCUCGCCUUCCUACGCAUCCUGCGCCCCAUGCUCCCCGCUGCCGCCAAACUCUCCGCCGCGGUCCUCCCCGAACCGUUCGCGGGCCCCGACGGCGAGCCCCUGGCGGACGUCAGCGCGUUCGCGGAGGUGCUCGACUGGGUGCUCAUCAUGAACUACGACGUGUGGGGUUCGAGCGCGGAACCCGGCCCGAACGCGCCCCUCGGCGACGCGUGCGGCAACUCGACGCAGCCGCACGCCAGCGCGCACGCGGCGGUCGCGCAGUGGACGGCGGCGGGCUUCCCCGCGGAUCAGCUCGUGCUCGGCCUGCCCUCGUACGGAUACGUCUCGCAGUCGAGCGCGGAGCGUCUCCGCCAGCGUGCGGUCACGCUGAAGACCGAGGACGGAGGAGAGGGGCAGAUCCAGUUCCGGGACCUCAUCAGGCAGGGCGCGUUGGCCCUCGCUGCGCCUACCACCGACCCAUCUGCGCCGGAGUACAAGGCGAAGUUCGUCGGGACGGGCGGGUACACGCGGUACUGGGACGAGUGCUCGGCCACGCCGUACUUGCGAUCGGAGAAGGCGGGGCAAGUGGUCACGUUCGACGAUCCGGAGAGCAUCGGGCUGAAGGCGGCGUUUGCCAAGGAGGCGGAGAUGCUGGGCGUGAACAUGUUCGAUGUGCAUGGGGAUACGGACCGGUGGGACUUGAUCGAUGCGGCAAGGGAUGGUCUGAAAUUGUAA
Messenger RNA from Punctularia strigosozonata HHB-11173 SS5, 1107 nucleotides. RefSeq names its product glycoside hydrolase. The record is from RefSeq and is a predicted model, not a curated record. Bases 1 to 1107 code for a protein of 368 amino acids. Gene Ontology annotation, biological process: carbohydrate metabolic process; chitin catabolic process. Gene Ontology annotation, cellular component: extracellular region. The transcript is spliced from 2 exons. Gene Ontology annotation, molecular function: chitin binding; chitinase activity. NCBI's taxonomy places the organism in Eukaryota, Fungi, Basidiomycota, Agaricomycetes, Corticiales, Punctulariaceae.